Messenger RNA from Mesorhabditis spiculigera, 1668 nucleotides. The record is from the annotation of a GenBank genome assembly. NCBI's taxonomy places the organism in Eukaryota, Metazoa, Nematoda, Chromadorea, Rhabditida, Rhabditidae.
AUGGCGCUGCAGCGCGCUCUUAGGAGGGCCUGUUUUGACGUCAAACACUUGGCCAGGCGGAACUCUGGGAUUUUAUGCGCUCUAGCUGUCAUCGUGCUGUUCGUCUUUUUCAUUAGUGGCCGCUCGAUUGGACCUAUCGGGGGUUUUCGCAAGGAUGUCGUCGAGAAACCACUAAAAGAGCAACUGGCUGAGUCACCGACUCCGCUUCCCGGCGGCACCGAUCCUAACACGUUUUUCGAUGAUUCAAAGCCGGGUAAUUACGAACCUGAGGAGCCGGAAAAGGCGACGAAUGAUCGAGGUGAGCGCGGACAGCCGGCUUAUCCCAAGGAUGACGAUGAGCGCGUACAGUCGCAGAAGGCAAUGAGUGAAUAUGGUUUCAAUACAGUCAUUUCCGAUGGGAUUCGAAUGGAUCGCACGAUCCCUGACAUAAGGCCGGACGAAUGCCGUCACUGGAAUUAUCCCUCGGAUCUGCCGACGACAUCGGUGGUGAUUGUCUUUCAUAAUGAAGGCUGGUCUCCCCUAUUACGCACUGUGCAUACCGUCGUGCUACGUUCUCCGAAGCAUUUGUUGAAGCAGAUUGUCAUGGUGGACGAUUUCUCGGACAAACCGCAUUUGGGCAAAAAGCUCGAAGAUUAUCUUCUACGGGAAUUCAAGGACAAGGUGGAAGUGACAUUGGUUCGCAACAAGGAGCGCGAAGGCCUGAUCAGGGCUCGUACAAUUGGGGCUCAACACGCAACGGCUGACGUGGUCUUGUUUUUGGAUGCCCAUUGCGAGGUCAACGUAAAUUGGUUGCCUCCGCUUCUGGCUCCGAUCAAGAACAAUCGGCGUGUAAUGACUGUUCCCGUGAUUGAUGGCAUUGACAUGAACACUUGGGAAUACCGCAGCGUCUAUGGCAGCCCUGACCGUUUGUUCAGGGGAAUUUUCGAGUGGGGUCUGCUCUACAAAGAAACCGAAAUCCCUGAUGAAGAACGCGCUGAUCACGCGCAUUUGAGUCAACCAUUUAGGUAUGGCAAUGCGGUGGCGGCAUCCUUUUUGUCCCGUGUUCUCAUGUUGGGCACGUCUACCGGAAUCAUAUGCCCUAUGAAUAUGUUGCGUGUCAUCAAAACGUGGAUGGAUGAAUAUGGUGACCAAUACUUCAUCCGCGAACCUUCUGCUCAAAAACGAACUCCUGGUGACAUCUCUGAACAACUGGCGCUCCGAGAACGCCUGCAAUGCAAAUCCUUUGACUGGUAUAUGAAAAAUGUCGCUUAUGAUGUGGUCAAGAGCUACCCUAUUCUGCCGAAGAAUCAUGUGUGGGGUGAAGCAAAGAACAUAGCAACCGGGAAAUGUCUGGAUACUAUGGGCCGCGCAAUCCCAGGGACUGUCGGUGCAACGCCUUGUCAUGGUUAUGGUGGUAAUCAGUUGGUUCGCCUGAACACGGAAGGGCAAAUGUGUCAAGGCGAAUGGUGCAUUACGACUACCGGAACUUCUUUGAAGACCGGACACUGUAGAAAGGGAUCCGUUGAUGGUCAAUUUCGCUAUGACGAGAUCACCCAACAAAUCAUCUACAAACGUGGUUCGACUUGUCUGACAGCCGAUCGGCAACAAGGCUCGUCUGAAUUGAUGCUGAAGAGGUGUGAUAAAGACAACGUCUAUCAAAAAUGGGUCUGGCGUGAAAUCUUCACCGAC